Thlaspi arvense is the source of this 813-nucleotide messenger RNA. Lineage: Eukaryota; Viridiplantae; Streptophyta; Magnoliopsida; Brassicales; Brassicaceae. The record is from the annotation of a GenBank genome assembly.
AUGAAACAAGGAAGGUAUUUACACGGUGAAGUAAGGCUACGCUGUGUUACAUACGAUCGCUCUCCAGGGAGUAGAGAGGUCUGGGAGCUGGCACCUAUUCCACAUGAUACAGGUAACACUCCAUCAUCUCAAUUGCUACAAGUAAAUAUUGAAUCUCUUCUUUCUUUGGAAAACCAUUCAAAUAAGGACGUAUGUCUAUUCCCUUUCAUUGGAUGGCACAUUUGGAAAAUGAAGAACAAUAUGAUGUUCCAAAAUAGAAGAGAUCUAAUUCCAAUUCUAGUGAAUAAGACGAUACUUGAUAAGAAUAUAUGGAGUGCCUCUCUUAAGCUUGACAAAAAUCAAUUUGUCCCGCCACACCAACCGUCUUCGGUCAAUAUUUCUCUGAAAUCUAUUGCUUAUAAAACCAAUGGAUUCUGCUGUUUUGUAGAUGGCUCCUGGAUAUCUAAUUCCCAAUUGGCAGGAAUAGGAUGGGGCAAAUCAGUAAUAGCGCCUACAAAUUCUCCAUUAGAAACUGAAGCUGAAGUUGUGCGGAUGGCAGCCCUUCAACUAGGGAGGUUAAGAUACUCAAAUAUCACUUUUUGUGGGGAUUCAGUUAACCUCUUCAAUAUGAUCAAUGCCUCACUAUCCUCUCCUCGGAAAUCAACUUGGGAGCACUCAACACUCUCUAUGUACAUAAAGGACAUCCGCAAGAUGGCGGUUGGAAAGAGUGGAUUUAAAAUUAGGAGAGUUCCUAGAAAUGUGAUUGCUAUAGCUGAUAGACUAGCAAAAAAGGCUCGUUAUGAAAAUUCUAGCCAUGUUAUAAACUGGUUGUAA